CCUCCUUCAGGCCCCAGGGUGCCCCAGACAGGAGGGGAGCUUUCCCUCCCUCUCCCUGCCAAUGCCUGGCCUCCGCCUUCCAAAGCCAUGAAAGAGACAGACCCAGGAGCCCCUGGGCAGGAAACACUGGAGCUUUUCCAAGACUACAUCACUUAUUACCGGGCAGGAGGCCGGGAUGGGCGGCUGUGGGCCUGCAGGCAGCCAGCUGUCACCCAGAAGGCCAGGCAGCUCCUGGCCUCAGGGGCCAGGCAACCCCGAGGACUCUGCUUGUAUGAAGAGGCAACCACUGGGGGCUCCUGCCAGGGGCUUCUGGGGCAGGGAGAGAAUGUAUGUCCAAGGCUGGUGCCAGCACUGGAAUUCCUGGAGCUCAUAUGUGUCAACCUCUUUCUCCUCCCUUGGAGGAGAGAAAUAAAGUCACUGAAGACAUUUACAGGUAAUUUUGUCUACUCCGUUCGGUCUGUGCUUUCAGAAAACACUGUGGAAAUGAUCCUGAAGAAAAUAGGUUAUGUUGCCUUAACAGCCACGGAAUUUUCACUUGUCAGAAAAAUAAACGAGGAGGAAGCCAUGCAGACAGCAUUUGAAAUCUUCCUCACCAGAGUUGAAUGUGAAACCAUCCUUGGAAUAUCUCCUGAGUCAGGUCACAGGGAGGAGGUGGGCACCCUUUUACAAAAUGCCCAGCCACCCAGGCUUCCAGAAUGCUUGAAAGACACGGAGACUCAUCCCAACCAGGUGUCCAGGCUCCUGGGCAAGAAGGAGACAGGCAAUUUGUUUUCCAACCUAAGGGAUGCACAGGACCCAGCAGACAAAGGCAAAUUUGAAAGCCCAUGGAGUGGGAGAACAGGGGAUGGCUGUCAUCUGAAAUCAGAUCUAAGUCUGCCCAGGGGAACAUCUCCCACAGAUGUCCUCACCCAUGAUCAGGAAGCAGUCCAAGAUGUUAGCAAGUGUUCAGACAGUGAUGAGUUCCUGAAUUGCUACAGGGACAUCUUCAUUGGCCAGAUGCCCAUUUUCCCCAAGGACCUCCCUCCAAGUAGCCAGAGGAAGCGCCAGUCCCAACAUGGCUGGGCUGACCAAGGUAUCUUGGUCUCCAACAAGGCUGCUAUGUCCAGAGUUGCCUCCAUUCUGCCCCCUCUGGCAUGCAGUGGCCCCCAGGCCCUAACAGUUUUUGCAGAUCCAACAUCUGACAACAGUAAGGACCCUGGCCCACAGGUAAGGCCUAAGCCAGCAGAGGUGGCAGGCCUUGGCAGAACCACUAGGCCCACCCAACCAGGCACAGCUCCAGAGUCCCAACCAACCAACAUGGCCCUAGCCCUCUGUGACAGCACUCCCUGGGAAGACAACUGGUCCAGUGAGGAUGACCUUGACGACCUUUCCUCUUCCUUUAGCAGGCUCCGAAUUAAAGCUCACAGUACUGAAAGCCUUGAAUAUCCUGUUGAAGAGACCUUGAAGAAUCAGGCUACCGGAAGCCCCAACCAUGCUGAAGGAGGGCCCAAGUGUCUUGACGUAACUGGUAAAAUACAUCCUACCACGCAGCCAGUAUCAGAAUUAGUGUGUGGACCCCAGAACAGUGGCUGUUCUGAGAGCAGGAGGAAGCAGCUUCAGGGAGCUAAACCAUCCUUUCGACACGUCCAGGAGCCUCCAAACAUUACAUACAUUCCUCCCAGAAGUCUAGAAGUGCUUCCUUCAGAUACCACCAUCAGCACACACCAACAGGAUGACUGUCAAUGACUGGCUAAAACCCACUAGGUAACAAGGCUUUGUGUCUAUCAGGAGGGGGAAGCAACAUUCCCAGGAACAUGGGCUAGGCAAGGUAUUUAUACUCCUUACUUGACUUUCUGAAUAGGGACAGGGCCAAGGGAACUUGGAAACAACAUGUCUUCCCAUUCCCCAUUUAGGUUCUGUCACAAGGACAUUCAAUCUUAUUCCUGCAAGGACAUGGAGGACUCCGUCAUUGGAAAAGAAGACAGGAAAGCAGAAAUCUGGAAAAGUGCAUAGAAUGUGAGGCCUGGAGUCAAAAGACCUAGGUUUCGAUCCCAGUCCUACCAUCCACUAUGACCAAGGGCAAAUCACAUUCCAUCUCUGGACUUCAGUUUCCUCAGCUACAUGCAAGACAAGUACAUCAGACUAAGACGCAUCCUAAUGCAAACAUUCUUAUGUUUUAACCUUCUAUGUUCUAAGAUCUCUUCAAGCUGACAUUCUAUAUUCUAAGAUCUCUUCUAGCUCUGACCUUCUAUGUUCUAUCAUUCUAUGUCCUAAGGUCCCUUUAAUUUGUGAUAUUCUGUAUUCUAAAGUCCCUUCUAGUUUGGGUAGGAAGGAGAGUUACAGAAUUUACAUAGAUUAGAGAUUUCUCCAAGAGAAUCCAGAGAAGUUUCACUCCCACAAGCACAAAGAUGGUGGGUUACCACAGAAAGAUCUAGGAAUAUAUUACCAUGGAAAACUUGACUGUCACGAACUGGCCACGUGACCAUGGGAAGAUCGUGAUAUUUUCCUGUGCCUUACUUUCCUCAUCUGCAAAAAGUGGAUGGUGAUCCCUGCCCCUCCCCCCAGGAUGCUGUGAGGUAAUAUGUAAAUAUCACUGGGGAGCUGACAUUAUCAUGGACCCUUCCGUGGUAGCUGCUGCUUCCUGACUUGUCUACUUUCCAUUCCUCCAUUCUCCUACCUGUAGCAGGGGUGAUUCCUCUGCCACCUGUAGGCAUCAAGGAACCCUGACUUUGGAGUCAAACAACUAGGUCUAGAGCCUGGCUUCUUAACCAACUAUUACUAUGGAUAUCACUUUACCUUCUGUACCUCAAUUUUCUCAGAUUUAAAGUGAGGGAGUUGUAGUAGAUGGUGAUUAUGGUCCCUUCCAGUUCCAAUAUUCUUUGAUCUUAUGCAUUGUUGCAUAGUCUGAGACUAGUCUUGGUUUUGGUUAGUACAGGAGCCCCAGGACUAGUGGGUAUUUGGCUCAGCAUCAUCACUCUUAAGGUUGGUCCCCCCUUGAUGCAGUUUCCCAGUGGCUGGAAAUUUUGUCUUUAAGUCCUCAUCUCCAGGUGUCUGAACCCUGAACCUUCGUGCUACAGGUCUAGACCUCCCGACAUCUUCUGUGCAAUUGUCACGAUACCACCUGGCUAUCCCAGUGCUAUGUUCAUUGCCUCAAACCUUCCUCACCUCCACCCCUGCCACUGCCCAUACUGACAUCCCAUAUCCCAGACUCUGCUCCAACUUCAGGAUUCAGAGCUAGAGCUCCGUUCUGCCUGCAACUGAUAAGCAGGUUGGAUUGCAGUUUCCUAAGUUUCCUUCCAGUUCAAAACCCUAUGAUUUCUGCCUUCCUUUGUCUUGAAUCUGCUUUCUAAACUCACUUUGCUGUGUGGUCAUCCCGAGAUUAACAGCUGCUGCUUCAUAAAAUCUGCAACCAACUUUCCAAUCCCUGCCUGACCCCAAACAUUUGCCCUGAUGCCUCGUUCUGGCUUCCCCAGUCCAGCUCAGCCCAUCCCUGAGGUCUACUUUGGGCAAUUACUAUCCUUUUCUAACAAAUAAGAGGAAAACAGGGGCAAUAGGGUAUGAUAUAAAGAACACUGGAGAGGGAGUUCAGAGAAUUCUUUUCUGGUUUUGGCACUAGCUGGUGUAGCAAAGGACCACAAAAGAGGUAAGGGGUGGCAAAUGCCAGAAAAGCCAAACCACUAUGACCACCAUCAUGUCCCUUCAGAUCCCAGUGGAGUCAGCCCAAGAUCUGAGCCCAAGAGCCCUGGUAGUAGCAAUGUAUUCCCUUCUUCCGCAAGAUCACCAACCCUAAUUCCAGCUCAAUCCCCGAAGCCACCAUGCAGGGAAUUAACCCUAAUGGAGAUGUGACCUCGCUACCCCCUAUCUUUCUCACCAGUCAAAGCUACUGAUCUGGAAAGGAAAACUCACGCCACCAAAGUCCCUGGCACUGUCAAAUGAUUCAACACCAAAAGUGGAAAAGGUUUUGUCAGUGGAAAUGACACUGUGGAUGUAUUUCUAUCUUCUUUGCCACUGUGCCCAUGGGGCCUUCCCAUCUGACUCCCAGCUGAAAUCUUCCACGUGUUGUCACCCCUUUAGAAUGUGGGGGCUUGGGGGAAGGGACUGGCUUGCUCUUUUUCUAUUUGCAUCCCCGGGAUUUAUCCUGGCGCUUUGCACAUAGUAAGCACAAUAAAUGCUUUCUCAUCCAUUCACUCACAAACUCAUUCUGUAGCCUUAGACAAGUCACAUCUCCCUUUCCUGGGCCUAAGCUUCCUCUUUUGUAAAAUGAGGGGGUUAAAUCAGAAUCCAAUUCUGUUACUAUGAUUCUAAGCAGCUCUUAGUUCAGAAAGAAAUAUCCUUAAACAAAAAAACCUGUUGAUAAACAGACCAGCCCCAUCAAGUUAAAUCAACGAAUUUAUAUUAGUGCUGGGUCUACAGAUCUCUUACGGGCAGGAGAGAGGGGCUAAGAUUUCACAUAGCAAAGGGUUUCUCUCCCCCUUCCUCCUAUAAUAACAGCUAAUAUUUAAAUAGUGCCUACAACGUGCCCAGUA
Messenger RNA from Vombatus ursinus (common wombat), 4505 nucleotides. RefSeq lists its product as uncharacterized. Bases 88 to 1725 code for a protein of 545 amino acids. The transcript is spliced from 2 exons. NCBI's taxonomy places the organism in Eukaryota, Metazoa, Chordata, Mammalia, Diprotodontia, Vombatidae. The record is from RefSeq and is a predicted model, not a curated record. Gene Ontology annotation, cellular component: cytoplasm.